This is a messenger RNA of Populus trichocarpa (black cottonwood), 1036 nucleotides long. Its product is annotated as probable xyloglucan endotransglucosylase/hydrolase protein 23. NCBI's taxonomy places the organism in Eukaryota, Viridiplantae, Streptophyta, Magnoliopsida, Malpighiales, Salicaceae. The transcript is spliced from 3 exons. Gene Ontology annotation, cellular component: cell wall; apoplast. Gene Ontology annotation, biological process: cell wall biogenesis; xyloglucan metabolic process. The coding region runs from base 47 to 925 and encodes 292 amino acids. The record is from RefSeq and is a predicted model, not a curated record. Gene Ontology annotation, molecular function: xyloglucan:xyloglucosyl transferase activity; hydrolase activity, hydrolyzing O-glycosyl compounds.
CCUGUUCGAAUCAAUUUACAAUUUCUGGAUCUCAUUUCCACCUUGUAUGGGGUCUGAAUCAAUGGCUUCUUAUAAGUCAAGUACUGGUAUUUUAAUUUUUCUGCUGAUUUCUCUCUUGGAUAGCUCUUUGAUUGUUUCUUGUACCGCUAGUAAAUUCUACCAAGAAUUUGACAUAUCCUGGGGAAAUGGCCGUGGUAAGAUACUCAACAACGGAGACCUUCUUACUCUGUCUCUUGACAAAGCUUCGGGCUCGGGAUUUCAAUCAAAGAAUGAGUAUCUCUUUGGCAAGAUUGACAUGCAACUCAAACUUGUACCUGGCAACUCUGCUGGCACUGUCACUGCCUACUAUUUGAAAUCAUCAGGGAAUUCAUGGGAUGAGAUAGACUUUGAAUUCUUAGGCAACUUGAGUGGAGAUCCUUACACGCUACAUACUAAUGUUUACAGUCAAGGCAAGGGUGACAGAGAGCAACAAUUUCGUCUAUGGUUUGACCCCACAGCAGACUUUCACACCUAUUCCAUUCUAUGGAAUCCCAAACUCAUCAUCUUCUCAGUUGACGGGAAACCCAUUAGAGAGUUUAAGAAUUUGGAGUCAAUUGGGGUUCCCUUCCCAAAGAAACAACAAAUGAGAAUAUACUCAAGCCUCUGGAACGCUGAUGACUGGGCCACUAGAGGCGGUCUUAUCAAGACUGACUGGACUCGAGCUCCUUUCACUGCUUCUUACAGGAACUUCAAUGCUGACGCUUGUAUUUGGUCUUCUGGCAGAGCAGCUUGCUCUUCAAAGAAUUCUUGGCUAUGGAAACAAUUCGAUGCCACAAGUUUCCAAAGGCUCAAGUGGGUGCAAAAGAAUUUCAUGAUUUACAAUUAUUGCACGGACACAAAGCGAUUCCCUCUAGGCUUCCCUCCAGAGUGUAGUGUGAACAUGUAAACCCUAAUGUAAACCCUAAAUUUUAAUCACCAUAUAUAUGAAUAUAGCUUGUAACUCCUAGAUUUUAAUCACCAUAUAUAUAUAUGAAUAUAAUUUGGUUGCUUGAUGUAC